UGCAACUAGACACGGAAGCUCGUUAAACGAAAGUUUCUUCUAUUCCGUCCACAACCAUUUGAACCAUUUCAACACCAGAUUAUCACAAAAGUAUUGAAUACAAAACAAGCGGGACUUAUUAAUGCUGUGUUGCUUCUAUGUUUCAGGAUAAUAAUUCUUCUCCUCUAAUAUGCUUGUCGAAAAUUGUCCUCAGCAACAUACCUUCUGGGUGGAAGGUUAAGUCUCAACUAAAUGAUUGCUUCAAGUUGUUUUCAAAUAUUUUGCCUUUCUCAUCACCACUGGAAUUGGAGUAUUUUUUCCAGUUUAAUCAUUUCGCAAACAAGGGAGAAAUAAAAACUAUAUAUGGGACGUUCGCUUACUACAAAAUAUCAAAGAAUUUGAAACAACUGAUGUUUCGGAAGGAACUAUCGCUUAGUAACUCAUGUUUGUUGUCUCUAAUAGAAAAUCCUCCUCCUAAUUUCACCACUCAUUGCUUGCUUGGUCUACCUUCAACAUUAUUUCGACAGUUUAUCAUUAUUAAUUUUUGUAUAUAUUGGCUUCCAAUGACACAUGUAUUAUAUCAUCGCACAGUUCCGGAGGAGGGCAAUACCGGGGCUUUGCAGACUGUUUUCAGUUUUUUAGCCGAUCCACACGUUUUCAACAAAUUAUAUGAAACAUGCAGAGAUGUGCAAGUGUUUAUAUAUUCUUGGAUGCAACAUAGUCAUUUCUAUGGUGUUAGUGGGGCAAACACAGAGGUCAACCAAUACAUAAACAUAGUUUUUAAACAUUCAGAUUAUUCUCCACUUGUCGAACCGCAUGCGUUGUCGAAUAAUUUGGUUUUAAACUUACAUGAAGUUCUCAAUCGAGCUCCCCGAUUAAAACGUAAUGCAGCUCCAGAAGUGAUAGCUGCUGCGUUGCUUGGUCUUAAAGUUUCUAACUUCUUGUGUGAGUGCUCAGAAUAUGUGCAUGCCUGCAAAGCGGCUCGGAGUGUUCAUGAAACUGUGCGUUCUUUUUUCACGCCUACAAAAUUCCAUCAUGCUCAGCAACGUCUUGAGUAUGACGCUAUGUGCAUUAUGCUUCGAGCGAUGAAUGCGCAUAACAUGUACUUAGAACCUGAAGAUCAACAAGUUUUCCAACAUGAAGCACCCGAUUUACUAAAGUCGAUGUGGAAGUCGAGGUUGUUGAUGGCUAAGUCAAUGAAUAUGAAUAAUUUUGACUAUUCCUUGUUACCAGUUAGCCUGGAGAAUACUUCUCAAAAUGCUUAUGUUUCUAUCGGAUUAUCGGCUUCUCGAUCAUCUGAUGAGAUUUCUGAAGGUACUUCGUCUCCUUCUAUCAGAAUUCUUGGACCUGCCGGUGAUGAGUCUCCUUGUGUAUUAGAAACGCUUACAACUCGACCGGCGUCUUUAAUUUCAGAUUCCUACUUUCCAACUGUUUAUUCGACCUCCGAAGUUGUGUUCAACCUGUUGGAUGGUAAUCUUGAUACAUGUAUAUCCACUAGUGCUUAUAUGAAUGCCCAACUGGCAACUUAUCAUUAUUCCAUGUGUCACUAUCAGAUUGCUUUUCAUUUUACUUUGUUGGCUAUUGAACAGUUAGAACUAUGUUUCAAUCACGGUACACCACCGUCUCCUCAUGUUACAGUUGAAGUUCUUCGUAUUAUGUGCAAAGUAUGUAUCAUCAAAAGAAAAUAUAGCUUAGGGUUAAGAAUUAUUCAACAUGCAUUAGUGUAUACCAGAUCUGUUAAUGGUUAUCGUAAUCUGAUAUAUGCUAAUCUACUUAUUGAAUAUGGGUGUUUAAUGCUGAAUACAGAUAAAACACGUAAAGCAGCAGAAAUUUAUCGGAUUGCUUUAGCACUAAUACUGAAUUAUUUACCCGGUGCUAGUAUUAUGGUUGCUUUAGCACUGGAAGCAAUAGCUUAUGCACAUUAUGUCCUUGAAUAUACAUCAGGUGAUUUCGGUUACGCAUUAAAUUGUGCCGAGAUAGCUGGCCUAAUGCUUCGUCGUUUGAAUUAUGGUGUUUGUAUGCAAGCAGCUUCAGCGAGUCGAGUAAAAGCUUUGAUAAUUGAAGAAAUUGCUAUUGAUGAUAAUGAUCCAUCUAGAACAAGAUCUGAUUUGAAGUUGGCACGUGAUUUGCAUAUGGAAUCGUUAGAACUUUGUGAACGAACUUAUGGAUUAUGGAAUAUUCAAACUGCAAAACAUUUUGGUAACCUUGGUCGACUCUACCAAUCAAUGCAAAAUAACAAAGAAGCAGAAAUUAUGCAUUUAAGAGCUAUUGAAAUCAAAGAACGUUUACUUGGACCGACAGAUUUUGAAGUUGGCUUAAGUGUUGGUCAUUUAGCUAGUCUAUACAAUUACGAUAUGAAUCGAUUUAAAGAAGCUGAACAGUUGUAUUUACGUUCUGUACAAAUUAGUUUAAAUUUAUUCGGUCCUACAUAUAGUGGAUUAGAAUAUGAUUAUCGUGGUUUACAACGUGUUUAUCAUGAAUUAGGUAAUUAUUCAGAAAUGCAACGUUACCAAGGUUUAUUUGAUUAUUGGUCUAAAGAAAGACAACGUCUUCGUUCAUUAGAACCAUCUGAAUCAUCAGAUUCUUUGGAAUUUCUUGAUGAAAGUAAUAUUAUAGGCUUAACUGAACAAUCACAACUUUUAAUGGAAUUAUUAAAAGAAUAUAAAUAUCAGUUUAAAUCAAUCUUUGAGAGUUUACAUGUUGAUUAUAACAAUGAGAAUAUGGUGAAUACUGCAACAACAAGGCAAGAUAAUUUCAAUGUGAACUUUGGUGGCAGUAGUACUAUGGAAGCUAGUCGAUCAACAGGAUAUUAAUAUUUCAUGUGCAUGAUAUAUAUAUAUAUAUAUAUAUAUAUAUAUAUAUAUAUUGUUUUAUAUCUAGAAAACGAAGUGUUUUCGUCUGGAUAUGUUUUAUUUGAAGAAUGAGUAUCAUUUUUUGCUUCUCAUUACUUCAUUGUUUGUACAUAUGCCAAAAGAAUAUAAUUAGUAAUAUAUAUUCCUUUUUAAAAUUUGGAACUCUGUUAACAUUACGUAUGGGGCCACUUAUUUUAACAGACAUUGAAAGGUAUCUAAAAAGCCAACGGAGAAGAAAUAAUCUGUUUUGAAUAUAAUUGAUUUAGAUUAGCUCAAUCGGUUCAAAAACUUUAUUACCUGUUUGUAUGCAGAUUUCAAAUCUACAAAUCUAUUGUACUUCCGGUUGUUAUGAAGUUUAUCAUGUUGCCUCUAUUGGUACCUGGAUGAGGUCAAGUUUAUAUAUAUCUCAGACUUUCAUAAUGUUUUUCUACAGGUCUUUUGGGUUCAUUCUGUUUGAUUUUAGUUUCGAAGUUAUGCGUGAAAUCUUUUAUUUAGGUCUAAUAUUGAUGAUCAGCUGAAGUCACCUAGGAACACUGUCAGAGACCUGUUUGCAUUUAGUCAUCUUAUCGUUCGUCGUAAGUUAGAAUAAGUUUUCUUGUUUCUGUUGAUACUUGACAGUUCGAUUGCAGCAAAGCGUUCAAAUCAGUUAAAUGUGUGCAUGGCAAUGUUGAUAUUAACUUUGAUCAUGUUAAUCCUGCCGUCACUUCAUAAAGUGUGAUGCGCUUGCUUACCCACUGUGAAUCAUACUAUACUGUUUUCCAUGGUGUCUCAGUUGCUGUUGUGAAACAUUGAACCUUUGUUUGUUUCCACAAUCUUAGUUAUUAUUCUCGUUGCUUUAAGUGCUGUGGUACUUCCUCUUACCCAGUUUACUCGUAGUUCGCCGCAGCCAGAAGCUUUUGGCGAAUCUCCUAAUAUCCUGUAGGUCAAGAUUAAAUUUUGUACGCACUUUAUUGUUAUUCUUUAGACCGGUGGGGGUUAAUAUGAAGAAACUAAUAAUAAUGUCUCCUUGUUCUGUUUUGUAGCGUCAUCCGUAAUAGUUAUGUCUUAUAUCGUUGAGUACUUCUUAAUCAGGCUUAGCAAAGAAAUGGAUUAGAUUAAUCUCCAUCUAAACCUGUCGUAUUGGUUCAUAAAACUGAGUUCCACUGUCAGACAACACGUUGAAAUGCGAAUUGCUUUUUUCUCAGAAUAUGUUUGUAUUCUCCCUUACUAUCUUGCUGACUUCCCGUCGUCUGUUUACAGCAGUAUGGUUAAGGUACUAGUGGACCCUAAUUCAUAACUUCGGGACAUAUCACUCCAAUUUAUGUGUCAUGAAAAAAUUAAUGAGUCUGGGAUUGUUAGUUCAGUUAAUUUUUGAAUACACUUUAAAAUUUGGUGUAAACUUCUAGUGGACAUUGUAGGGAGUAAAGAGCAAGCUGUGUUACUGUUCUAAUAAGGCUUACUGGAAUUUCGAUUCUUUCUAAUAGUGAAUUCAUAUUGUUAAAGUCUAUUAUGAGACGCAUUGUGAUAGGAUUUGGGGCCAUAUUUGUGUAGUUUCCAGUUUCUUUUGCUUUGUUGAACCUUAUGUUUCAUAAAGUGGUUCAUUUCUCAUAUUCUUAUUGAAUUAAGGCGCAAGUGAGUCUGUCAUUUAGAUACACAAACAUUCUCUUAAGAUUGUUUGACAAUACAGUCAAAAUGUAUGCUCCAUCUACUUUGAGUUUUUUCUUUAUCAUAAGAAUACCGAAUGUUUAAAAAAUUCCCAUAUUGUGAGCAAAAACAACAUAUAUAAAUGAACAAGAUUGUUCUCAAUAAGAUCAUCAUCAGACUUUAAUAUAUGCAGUAAUAUUUAUAUGCAUAUAAGAAAUUAUAAAGCCAAUCAAGACGCUUUAUAAGUCUGUAGUGUGGCGUCGAGUCGCGUUUGACCAUGAUCACCACUACAGGAAGGAUACCUGCCAGUUAACCGAUAAGAUCUCCCGUAGGCCAAAUAUCAGAAGGCAGUUGAUGGGUGUAGUCGAGAUGUAUUUGUUGGCGAUCUCGUGGUAUCGAAAGAAUACUGAGACCGUGCCAGGUUACAAGUGUGGUUACUGGGCGUAACCGAAUUCGUGCAAAGUCACAAUCAACGGAAGAAUGUACGUGUUUCGAUACAGCUAAACAAACACGUACAGUAAAAUAAUACCUGGUACAAUUGGUUAUAAUAAUAAUUGUUUCCAUUACACCAAUCGCGUUCUCUUGAUAAAAGUAGGUCACUACAAGUCCAUGAUAACAGUGGAAUUGAUUGAACGAGAUAAUCAUAAUAAGUACAGAGUACAACUCCGUGAUUACAUUAUAUGUGUACUAGUUGUUAUAAUAAUAAAAGCUUGGACCCAUGUUACAUAAUGGGAAAUAGGUUAAUGGCUCGAAAAUAAAGAUGCAGAAGUAACAUUCAUAAAAACUACAAGGUUACUGUGGAAUUUAUACAAAUUAAUGAUUUCUUUGUACUUGACCGUGCAAUAAUUACGAAUGGCAAAUAUAAUGUGUUCAAUUGCGCUCACCUAGUUCUACCUGCCUUAAAUUGCACUAUUUUGGGGAUUCUUAGUUAGCACAUUAGUUCAACUACUAAUUCUCAUAAUUAAGUAGUAAGAAUUGUCCACAAAAUUGAAUAGUCAAGCGUAUACUUAAAAGAUAAAAACAAACGAACGAAGUGUAAGGAAAAUAACGAUAAAUGAAAUCAUUCAUUAGGGCUAUUUUGGAUAAGGGAGAGAUAAAGGUGCUAUAACUUUAUUAUGAAUACAAAUACUUGGAUCCUUAGCCCUAUAGCUUCUGCUAUGUGUAAGAGACGAAAUCGAACCUCAUAAAGAAAACUAAUAGGGAUACGACAAAUCACUUUAAAUGACCUGUUUCGGUCUAUUACAUGGCCGCUGGUGAGAAAGUGUGAUAAAACAGAGCUGCAUGUUUUGUGUAGCUACCCUUUCCUAACUACUAAUAAAGAUGUCCGUUAACUCGUUGACUCAGUUGUUUUGUUGUGCAUCCACAAUAACUUUCUCCGCAGGAGCAGCUGAAUUUGUGGAUACACAUAAAUGCGUCAAGCCCAGGUAACUUAUGUUCUAAUUGAGGAAUCACCAUGGAUUGGUUCGUAAACGACAGGCGGAUGUUAUAUACAAUAAACGAUCCCUUCACUGCUCAAAUCAGUUGGUCUCGUAGCACAUCACCAGCUAUAUCUCCACCGAAUUACAGUUUCAGGAAGAGGGAUUUCCUGUUAACCGUUUAUCGCUUUACUUUCGUGUUUAUUGAAUUCACGUGUUUCUUCAAAAAACGUAAUCUACUCCAACGUUUUAACUGUUUCAUAAACUUUCUGGGUUGGUUUAAUAAGUCCAUAUGUGUAUAUAAAUAUUACUGUAUAUUAGAGUAAAGCCUGGUGGGGAUCUUAUUGAAAAUAAUCUUGUUCGCUCUCAUAUGUUGAAUACUAAGUGGUCAUGAAGUACUUAUGCAGUAAAAUCGUAAACAAGGCAUAAUUGACCGUUGAGAACUACUAAUUUGAAGUAAGAAGUAUAGGGUUGUAUAGUGAUAUUGUUACACAUAAAUGUCAAAAACAUAAAGCAUUUAAAAUGUGCAAUAAUCGCUCACCACAGUUGGACACAAGCAGAUCACAAAUAAUGUACGUGAUAUAACUCAUUCCCAUCUAGUAAUAAUAAUGAUUUAUGUCAAAGUAGUUACAUAUCAAUUUACUGGCUUCAAUAAGAACAUACAUUCGGGGUUUAUGCGAGGGGUACUAUCCCAGUGCAGUCAUUAAGAGACUACAUGAAUAAUUACAAAUGAUUGACACGUUAUUUUGAUAGCACAGUAGAGUCAGCACAAAAAAUAAACAUUUGUCUAGGAAAUACUAAGCAUGGUAAAACAUCCUCAUUAGAGUUGGAUAGUUCUUACACCGGUCAAUGCUAUAAUAUAGAAUCUGCAAUUCACCAGCUCAGAUGACUUGUGCCGAGUGAUCCGAGGUCUACUCG
Messenger RNA from Schistosoma haematobium, 6787 nucleotides. Its product is annotated as Amyloid protein-binding protein 2, variant 3. Gene Ontology annotation, biological process: intracellular protein transport. The transcript is spliced from 13 exons. The record is from RefSeq and is a predicted model, not a curated record. Lineage: Eukaryota; Metazoa; Platyhelminthes; Trematoda; Strigeidida; Schistosomatidae. Gene Ontology annotation, molecular function: protein binding. Bases 138 to 2792 code for a protein of 884 amino acids.